AUGAUUGAACGUCGUCGUCUCCCUUCUGCUACCUACCACUCUGCCGAUGAGGCUUGGUCUCGCGAUUUUUUCGCUGAACAACCCAUCUGUGUCCAUCCCAAGCAACACGAUGCUGCUCACGUUGCUCGUAAAGUUGCGUCUCAGCAGAUCACUGGAGCUCCAUUCUUUGUAAUGGAUGUUCCUUCAGUUCUACGCUCCGUAGACGAUUGGAUGGCAACACUUCCCCGAUUUUCACCUCAUUAUGCAUUGAGAUGUAACGCUGAUCCUGUACUAGCCCAACUGCUCGCAGAUCAACGUGAUAUGGGUUUUGAAGUCACCAAUGUUUAUGAGCUCCAACUGGCUUUGGAGUUGGUAAACCCAUCCAGGAUAGUAUUUACUAAUCCCCUAUGGACCAGAAAAACAAUGCGAAUUGCUGGUGAAGCAAAUGUCGGUACUGUAGUUAUCAGUCGUGAGAAGGAGCUUUUAGAUGCCGUUUCAUACACCCCUGAUUCAAACAUACUCAUAGCCGUUUCACUCGGUUGCCCCAUCCGCGGAGAGUCUGUAGCCACCACAUCUGGCUGUUCUUCCGAUGAGGCUGAACAGCUCAUCAUUUCUGCUUUUGAGCUGAAAGCUAAAGUUAGAGGGUUCAGCUUUAACAUUGACAAUAGUGAUCCUUCGAUAUACUAUAAAGCUCUGAAAGAAGUUAGGAGACUUUUUGAUUAUGCUGUGUCUUGCGGAUUAUCCCCUAAUACUGUUUCAGUAGGAGGAGGUUUCCGUUGCCCACGUGGUGAUGAUAAACUUCGUUUCUUUGAGGUUUGCGACUCUUUGAGUGGAGCAGUCGAGGAAAUGUUUCCAAGUGAAUUGUUCCCCUCGUUGAGAUUAAUAGCUUCACCUGGCCGAUUUUUCGCAACAUCCGCUUUUUCCCUCUGCACAAAUGUUGUGGCAAAAAAACCCGUGGAUAUCAAUAUGCCUGAAUUAAAGAAUAACGAUUCAGUAAACAGCGUUGCGUUUGUUUAUCAAACCAAUGAUGGAAUUUAUGGAUCGUUUAGUUGCCGUUUGGCUGAUUGUGACCCAAAAUGCCGUCCUUUAAACGAAAAAGAAAACGAUGGUUCUUAUCAUCUCGGAACCGUCAUCGGACCAUCCCUUGAAACUAUUGAUAUAGCUCAAAGAUGGUUCUGUGGUCGACAGUUAUCUGUUGGAGAAUGGCUAUUAUGGGAAAACAUGGGAGCCUACUCAAUGCCACUUGAUCCUGAUUAUCAGGCGCCUCCAGUUUAUUAUUAUUCUGGGAAAGAUAAUUGGGACUACAUCCUUGGUAAAGGACGAUCAAAGCAAUCUGCCUCAUUUAUGAAUGAGUCUGACAACAACUCAGAUUUUGCCAGUGAUGUUGAGAGCAUAUCCUCUGAUGAGGAAUAUGAUUUAAUCACUCGAUUUGACAGUUUCUUCGAUUAA
Molecule: messenger RNA, 1428 nt
Organism: Auanema sp. JU1783
Lineage: Eukaryota; Metazoa; Nematoda; Chromadorea; Rhabditida; Rhabditidae
Source: the annotation of a GenBank genome assembly